AAAGAAAAAAACAAAUCAACCAAACCCCUCAUUUCCAAAUUCCAAUCCCUCUCUCUCUCUCCCUCCUCGGAGAAAUCGAUCGCCUCUUCUAUGGCGACUGUUCUCCCUCCCGAAAUCGAAACCGAAAUCCUUCUCUGCCUCCCCGCAAAGUCCCUCCAACGGUUCACCGCCGUCUGUAGAUUAUGGCAUUCAGUCAUCACUUCCUCCACCUUCAUCGCCACCUUCAACCACCGCGCUUCCCUCCACCCUCAACUCCUCCUCCUCAAACACCCUUAUCCCCACCUCCACCGCCUCCUCUCUCCGUCCCUAACCACCAUCCACUUUUCUCUCUCUUCCGACUCGUUCCUCGAGUUGACCUCCCUCAAAGUCCCCCAUAAAUCACACCAUCCUGUUGAUGAUGACGACGACAAUGAUAGAAUGCGACCCACAAGAGUCGAACUCGUGACCUCCAACUCCAUUAACGGGAUUCUAUGUGUUCUUGUGCACAAGGGUCUCUCAGAAGGAAUGGUGAUCGAUUGCGACUUGUUUUUAUGGAACCCAUCGACGAGUGAGUCGUUGAAGGUCCCGAGUUCGACGAUUACUGGGUUGUUCUCCGGACCUCCAAUGGUGAAAUUCUAUUGUGGGUUUGGGUUUGGUGAUGGUGAUUAUAAGGUGAUUAGGGUUUUAGACUCGGUUCAAUUGAUUGCAGAGGUGUAUUCAUUAAGGGAGAAUUGCUGGAGGAAAAUAUCUGGUUCAGACAUUUCGUCGAACAUAUUGUGGGCAAGUUCAACAUGUACGUUUGUUGACGGGGUUGGGUAUUGGGGGGCGUAUAGGAGAGAGAGGAAGGAUAAGUUCUUUGUAUUGGGGUUUGAUUUUGAAACGGAGCGUUUUGAGAAGAUUAAGACUCCGAUUGAGUGUGUUGAUGGGGAUGAGAUGAGGUACCAUUCUUUGUGGGUUUAUAGAGGGAUGUUGGCGAUCUCUGUGCUUCGUUUUGGGGAGUUCGAAUCGAGAGUAACUAGGCAUUACAUUUGGGUAAUGAUGGGUGAUGAAGGUUUGGAUGAUAAACAUAAGAAUUGGUGUAGGUUGUUUAACAUUGAUUUGGAAGGUGGGCCUAGGAAGCCUAUGGCAACAUUGGGGAAUGGUGAGGUGUUGUUGCUUGGGGAAGAUGAUGGUGAACAUGCUUUGUAUGAUCCGGAAUCGGAACAAGUUAGGAGGGUUGAUGUCUUUGAUGUUGAUGCUGUUGCUUCUUAUGUUGAGAGUCUGGUCUCAUUUGGUAUGUUGAUUGGCACGGCCGAGGUAGCUGUUUCACUUGAUUAAUACAAGAAAUGGUGGACCAAAGAAGGGAGUGUUAUUGGGAUGUAUUCAUCAGCAAGGAAGUAGAGGAUGUGGAGAUGGAUCCUGAACUUGUACAGAUGGUGGGUUGAAACAAAGUGUAAAUGGCGAAUUUUCGCGCUGCCUGGUAGCGGGCUUGUGUUUGGGUUCUGAUGAGAUUUCAGGUCCGUUCCUAUAGACGCUUUUAGUGAGAUGAUAUGGUUUCGAUUGUAAUAAACAGGGCUUGUAUAGAAUAACUAUGUUAAAUUAUCCAAUACUCAUCUCUUAUUCCUGGUUUGAUCCAUGAGAGUGGUGAUAAGCUUGCGAUAUUGGUCUGUACGUUAUACACCUUUGUAAUGCUUUUCAAUGUUGUUGUAUAGCAAAUUACAUGUAGGCUUAUUAUUACAGUAGUUCUGUAUACAGUUAUAUGGAGCAACCCUAAGUUUGUGACUACACAUUCUUAUA
Spinacia oleracea (spinach) is the source of this 1755-nucleotide messenger RNA. Its product is annotated as F-box/kelch-repeat protein At3g06240. The coding region runs from base 91 to 1296 and encodes 401 amino acids. Lineage: Eukaryota; Viridiplantae; Streptophyta; Magnoliopsida; Caryophyllales; Amaranthaceae. The record is from RefSeq and is a predicted model, not a curated record. Gene Ontology annotation, molecular function: protein binding. The transcript has 2 exons.